AUGGCCGAUCCUACUCAAGGAGCAGACCCUCCGGCUACUAGUGACACAACUCUUGAUCAAGCGGAAGAUCAAAGGAGCGAAACAGAAAAAAUCAAACAAGCUAUCAUUGAUGAUGAGGCAGAAGAUCUCAAGAAACUAGUCAAUGAAAAUCUUUCGCUUCUUGACGCGAGAUUCGAUUACAACUUCGAUGAGGAUGAUCCAUCUGAUAUUAUAGAAGGACUAAGUCCAUUGAUGUUUGCAACCCUUGCAGGCCGCUCAGAAAUAGUGGGUUUUCUCCUUGACAAGGGUGCUGAUGCACUGGUCAAAACAAAGCGUCCCGAGCGGAGUAUCCUUGAGCUUGCUCUUGCUGCUGACGAUAAUGCCGAAAGUAUGGCAAGAGAAAUUCUUGACAAAAGAGGGAAAGACGUGUUGGAGGUGCGGAGUGGGACCGACCAAUGGACACCGCUUCUUCGCAUGGCAUACAAUGGCAUUGGAGAUGCUGUCAAGCAUUUACUUGAUUUUGGAGCAGAUACCAAUGCACCUGACUCCGAUAAGGAUAUAGCGCUUCACCUGGCUGCUGAGCGAGGUCAUUUUGAUAUUGCUGAAAAGCUCAUAGAAGUUGACUCAGAAGCAUUAAAAGCGCAAGGCAAUUCUGGACGCACUCCCCUUCAUAGCGGUGCUCGAUGGGGGAAAGCCGAUAUCGUUAAGCUCUUACUCAAGAAUGGAGCAACGUCAGAGGCACAGGAUUCAGAUGGGAACACAUCAAUGCAUCUUGCUGCAAAGUAUAAUCACCCUGAUGUUGUCGACGCCCUCCUUGCCAACCAACCUGAUGGUCUCAAUCUAAUAGAGAUGCAAAACAAACUCGGCGAAACCCCAUAUCUUACUGCGGCUAAGUUUGGGGCAGAAUCUUCCGUUGAGACCUUACUCCAGCAUAAAGCGAGUCGAACGGCCCGAGAUGGCUCUCUAAAUACAGCAUUACACCUUGCUGCGAGUGAGGGAUCUCUUGAAACAGCCAAACCGCUUGUGAAAGACGAGCCAGACGUACCCAAUCCUCUUGAGUCAAGAAAUAAAUCCCAAGAAACACCUCUACUUGUAGCCAUUCAAUUCGGCAAAAAGGAGAUGGUAGAUUUCUUACUCGAAAGUGGAGCGGAUGCGGGAGCGAAAGACGCAGAUGGAAACUCGGCGAUUCAUAUUUCCGCUAAAUAUAGACAAUUUGGGAUUAUUGAGAAGCUCCUUAGCAAUCAUGAAAGCGAGAUUCUCGAUUCAACCAGCAAAGCCGAAGCAUCUAGGACUCUAGAGUCAAGAAAUCUCAGGGAAGAAACUCCUCUCCUUGUUGCAGCUCAAACCGGCGAAGAAGGACUCGAAAUUGUACACUACUUGCUAGAGCGUGGAGCAGAACUAGAAGUGGUAAAUCAGAGUGGAGAUAACGCGCUACAUAUUGCAGCAAGAUAUGGAUCUCUCACUCUUGCUACGAAGCUCUUUGAACAAAACCAUGCCAAGGCCAAACUUCUGCUGGAUGUGAAAAACAAAUCAGGGGCAACCCCUCUUCUAUUUUCGGCAAAAUAUGGCAGGUUAGAGAUGGUCCAGUACUUACUGGAGCAUAAGGCAAGUUCAACCGUCCGAGAUAAAGAUGAAAAUACGGCACUACAUCUUGCUGCACAAAGCGGAAACCUUGAAAUUGUUGAAAGAUUUCUGAAAAUCCCGGAGUGUUCCGAGAUAUUGGAUAGAUCAAAUAAAGAGGGGAAAAGAGCUAUCGAAGUCGCAGCUCAACAUGGCAAGAUCAAGAUUGUCAAUUAUCUCUUCAUUCGACAAAGAACUUUCAAUUCAGAGGGCAUAGAUCUGGACACUAUGUUUCUUGAAUCCGCCAAAGAAGGCUACAUUCAGCUUGUGAGAAAGUUUCUGCGAGAGAAGCAUGAUCUUCUCAACAUUGAGGACGAUGCUGGGAAAACUGCCCUAGUUCUAGCUGCUCAAGAAGAGAAGUUCGAUGUCGUUGAUUAUCUGCUUGCUCAAAGCGCAAAAUUCGAUCCAAACGGCAUCGACCUGAAAAGCAUGUUCUUCAAGUCAGCCAUGAAGGGUUAUCACCGAAUUGUCCGAAAUCUUUUGGAAUGCCAGGAUGAUUUAUUGGAACAACGAAAUGGGGACCAGAAAACCGCUCUGUUGAUUGCAAGUGAGGCAGGUAAAGCUGAUGUUGUUGAAUUUCUUUGCAAAAAGGGAGCGGAUGUCGAGGUCAGAGACUUAUUCAGGUAUACACCCUUGAUGAAUGCUAUUUUGAGCGAAUCGGACUCUAUACCUACCGUGCAAUGUCUUCUCAGAUACGGGGCAGAUCAAGCAGCGACUGAUAAUGGGAAGAGGAACGCUUUACACCUUGCAUGCUAUGAUGGAAAGACCGAAAUCGUGAGCCUUCUUCUGCUCCAUAGACCGGAUCGUCUGAGGCUAUCGAUCAGUACAGCAGACUUUUGUGAUGACACCCCUUUAUGUGAUGCGAUUUCCCAAGAUCACGAGCCUAUUGUCUUUCGACUGCUGGAGUCUGAGAACUAUUUCCCUCAGAACCCCGCUGAAUUUCAACCUCUUGAUUCGACCGAAAAACAGAAGAUGAAAGUUUCCAGUUGGUUAACCCGCUGGGUUCAGCCCAGAAGUCAAGAAAGACCUAAUCCGAAAGUAUCCGAGGAAAUUCCCACGUCUACGACUUCGAUGAUGGGGCGAACCCGUGCAAGGUUGGUCUUCGAGAAGAAGGAGACUCAGCAGGGAAGCUUUGAUCAGGCCGAAGCCCCCCGAUCCCCCCGAUCCUGA
Penicillium malachiteum is the source of this 2769-nucleotide messenger RNA. Its product is annotated as ankyrin repeat domain-containing protein. The record is from RefSeq and is a predicted model, not a curated record. Lineage: Eukaryota; Fungi; Ascomycota; Eurotiomycetes; Eurotiales; Aspergillaceae. The transcript has 2 exons. The coding region runs from base 1 to 2769 and encodes 922 amino acids. Gene Ontology annotation, molecular function: protein binding.